UGCGCGCGCGCGUCUGCUUCACGCAGCAGCAGCAGCAGCCCCUUGCACAGACGCGAAAGCACACACCGCGAACUGUAAUAGCUUUUGAAAAAAAAAACAACGUGCGCUUUUGAGCUUCCAAGUUACAGUGUGUUCCGUUUACUCGCGGAUAGUUUUGGUUCAGUGAAAUUACUACCUUUACGAAAAAAAAAAGAGAGAAGAAAGAAAAAAGUAUGCGCAAGUCGAGCUUUUUGCUGAUCGCGUGUAUAUGGUUGAGCGCGUUGGCGACGAGCUUUCUGCCGUGCGACGCUGCGCCCUCUCCAAAGUACCUCAGUAGUGGCGCGAGUGAGCCUCAUCACAAUCGUCACGGCGGGGAGCAUUACUGGCACAAGCCCUGCGGCAUUCACCUCAACGACAUCUCAAUCGGCGCCAGAGCGUCAAAGUCGGAGGUCAGGUCGAGCAUGAUGAGCGUGCGCAUACAGUUCCAGCUGGUCUUCAACGACUUCCAGAAGCAGAAUUACGAUUAUUUGUACGACGACGCGUCGAACGAUUUGAAAGAGAAACACUACGUGCCGAACUGGUUGCCCUGGAAUACGAGCUGGAUCAAGGAUCUCACCAAGGCCAGAUUUAAGGGGAUAGCCGAUCUCAUGCCGAUGUUGCACUCGGACCUGCAAAAGUUUGCCAUGGCCCUCGAGAUGGUCCACGGCGACGAGCAGAGGAGGAAGAAGGUCAAGGACGCCCUGUUCUCGACCAAGAACUAUCUGAAAUCGCUGUUGUGCGAGGUGGAGACGAGCAUCGCGUCGAUGCAAGCGAAGAUACCGGACCCCAUCGGGCGCGAAAUCAUGACGAGCGAGGAUCGCAAGCACCUGGACGAGACGAACCGAAUCGUGCGCGACUGGGGCAUCUUGCUCAAGUACAAGAAUUAUCUGUUCGCCUGGGAGCACGUUUUCGAGAAGCCCAUCCAGAAUUAUGAUGAUGAGGACGAUGAUUAGCAUCAAUGAUAAAAGAAAAAUAUACGCGAAAAGUUUGAGGCUCUUAUACGACGCGAGGCUGGACCUCGGCCAAUUCCUCGGCUUCUAUAUUUACUUUUACAUUUAUUCGAAUCUCCAGGCUAUGCAUGUGUGUGUGUGUGUGUGUGUUUGUGUGUAAAAAGGCCCUAAUUGACUUAGCGCUGAAUUAUCCUGGCAAAUUAUCCAUGAUUUCGCGAGUUCAUUGAUUGGACUCGCGAAUC
Molecule: messenger RNA, 1210 nt
Organism: Trichogramma pretiosum
Lineage: Eukaryota; Metazoa; Arthropoda; Insecta; Hymenoptera; Trichogrammatidae
Exons: 2
Coding region: 213-971 (252 amino acids)
Source: RefSeq, a predicted model, not a curated record